ACUGACCCCACCUGGGUGCUAUGUCAAGCUGAGCUGUGGGAUGAGCUGCUGUGUAACUGACCUCAUGUGCUGUCAGGCCGAGCUGGAAGGUGUGAUGGUGCAGGCUGAACAGGAGAAAAGGGGAUAUGAGGAAAAGCAGCAGAAAAUGGUGCAGCUCCUGGAUCUGCGCAGCACCCGCAUCCGCCAGCUGGAGGAGCAGCUGAAGGAUGUGGCCUAUGGGACACGUCAGCUCCCACUCCUGUGGACUGAGGGUGAUGUGGAUGUGGAGGAGGGCAAGGCUCCCGUGCUGUGGCGUGGUGAGAACCUGUUUGAGCUGCACAUUGCAGGGGCAGUGCUGUCAGGGGAGGCACUGCAGCUGCUGGGGGAAGUGCAGCCUGUCACCUUCUGCACCUAUGCCUUCUAUGACUUUGAGAAACAGUGCACACCGGUGGUGCCAGGGGCCCGGCCCCGCUACAGCUUCACGUCUCAGUACAUGAUACAGGCUGAGCCCUUCUUCCUGCAGUAUCUGCAGAGGGCUGCCGCCCGCUUAGACCUGCACCUGGCCAUGGCUACUGACCACAGCACUCUGGCUUCCUGUUGGCUGCGCUUCCAGGAGGUUCUGGGGAGCGAGGAGCGCAUGCAUGCCACAGCGAUGCUACAUGGUCCAAGCGGUGAGAACUACGGGCUGCUGGAGUAUUGGAUGAGGCUGCGCCUGCCCAUGGA
Messenger RNA from Chelonoidis abingdonii (Abingdon island giant tortoise), 702 nucleotides. Lineage: Eukaryota; Metazoa; Chordata; Testudines; Testudinidae. The record is from RefSeq and is a predicted model, not a curated record.